GGUCAAACUCCCGAAAGGUCACAUGCUUUAUGUAUCGAAUUGUCGGUCUGUGGGAUGCCAUACUGUAGGAUUUGGAGAAUGUAGUCACGUACAUUUCGUCAGAUUUGGAAGUGGAGGUUGGUGCACAAUCAACAUGGCGUCGGAACCAGUCUGUGUCGAGGAUUUCGAGUCGUUCCUUAAGGCAAGUGUGGCGGACUUUUUCUGGGAAUUCUACAGAUGCGGGGCAGACGGUGAGCAGACGCUGCGAGACAAUCCACUUGCCUUUCAGAGGUAUCGUCUUCGACCGCGAUGUUUGAGGGACGUGUCUCAACGAGACACCAGCACCUCUAUACUCGGUCACCGCUUGUCAUUUCCCGUUGGUGUGUCUCCCACGUGCUGUCAUGUCUUUGCGCAUCGUGAUGCAGAAGUUGCAACUGCAAAGGGUGUAUCCAGCGUUGGGUCUGCCAUGAUUCUCAGUAUGUGGUCCAACAGGAGUCUGGAAGACGUGGCUGCAUCAGUGCACCCCGACACGCCACUGCUGCUUCAGCUUAACAUGCUGCGCGACAGAAGCAGAGUGGAGGCGGUGAUCAAACGGGCCGAGAAAGCAGGCUUCAAAGCACUAGUGAUAACGUCUGAUCAACCGAUGAUGGGGAACAGGAUUGCCUACUCAAGCAAGAAGGUGGACCUGGAUCCGGAUAUGACAUUUCCACAAGUUCUACUGCCUGGCGAACGUUACACUCAUAAGAUGUCAGACGAAAUCAUUAAAGAUGCGCCUAUGACUUGGCAUGACAUAUUGUGGUUGAGGAGAAUUACGUCACUUCCGGUCGUGCUGAAAGGAAUUCUUACAGCUGCAGAUGCAAGAGAAGCAGUGAGGCACGGUGCCGCUGGUAUCCUGGUGUCCAACCACGGUGGUCGGCAGCUGGACGGGGUACCAGCUACCAUCGACGUUUUGGCCGAUAUAGUCAACGCCGUCCAAGGCUCCAAUGUUGAGGUGUAUCUUGACGGAGGAGUACGCAAAGGCACCGAUGUCCUCAAGGCCCUUGCUCUGGGAGCACGAGCCGUCUUCGUCGGCCGACCGGCAAUCUGGGGGCUCGCUUACGACGGGGAGAAAGGAGUUGAAAAAGUUCUUGGGAUUCUGAAAGAUGAAUUCACUCUGGCGAUGGCCCUAAGUGGUUGUUCGUCAGUGGCGGAUAUCACAUCAGACUUGAUCGCAAAACCGCCAUUCAGCAGGAUGUAGAAUCACAGAGACAACAACUAUAUGCCACGUAGUAUUAGCAAAGAGCAAUAGCCUUUUGAAAUUUCGUGAAGGGGUAGUUUGGAAGAGAGAACUUCAUUUUCUACCAAUUUUGUAUUGAAAGAGACGUUCAUUUUAACUGUGAAUUAAAUGACCAGGAUCUAUAUUUCAGUUAUAUAAAACAAAUAUUGAGUGGCUUUAAAUCGUAAAAUGGGGGGGGGGGGGAAAUAUUAUCGUUCGGUAAAAUCUGGACUUUUUCAUUUCCAGACUAGGAUGCAUUGUCUUGCCCCUUGUCUGGACUUUUUCAUUCUUGAAUGAGUGUGCGUUAAUCACUACAUCAAAACUUCCCUAUUCGUUUCAAUUUCUCUAAGUCAAACAAAAAAAGGGGUAAAAAAAAUCAAAUACUAAAAAUAAUGUUGAAGAGUUUGCUUUUAAUAUUGCAUUAAAAAAAAAUGAUAUUUCAAAAUGACUAAAUUGUCUACAGUGUCAUGUCUGUGUUUGGAAAAGGGUAUACAGUGAAUACAUGCACUGGAAAUUUUCUGAUGUUGUUAAUUAGAAACGUUGGUCCAUGCAUGGUAAUUUGUCCGUGGUCAAACAUGAUGUAAAUUGUUUA
Patiria miniata (bat star) is the source of this 1826-nucleotide messenger RNA. Its product is annotated as hydroxyacid oxidase 1-like. The record is from RefSeq and is a predicted model, not a curated record. Gene Ontology annotation, molecular function: FMN binding; oxidoreductase activity. Bases 23 to 1216 code for a protein of 397 amino acids. Lineage: Eukaryota; Metazoa; Echinodermata; Asteroidea; Valvatida; Asterinidae. The transcript is spliced from 8 exons.